AUGGCUGAGCAGGCAGCCCGCGAUCCAGCGGAAGUGCGGAAGCAGAAGGAGCUGGUGCCUCCGUGGAUGAAAGAUGGUGAGCCGGAGGUGCCUACACCUCGGCCAGCGGCGCGAACGCCGCAGCCGCCGGCACCGCCGGCCAACAGCCUCUGGGUGCAGCACCUCAUGGAGCGGCGCGAAGCGCAGGAGGCGGCCCUGGGUCCCAAGGUGGACUACCCGAAGCCUCUCAUCAAGCUGCGUGGGCGGACUCCGCUGACGCCGGGUGCCGACCAGUCCCAAGAAUGGAGCCGCGAGGCUAGGGAUGUGGAGCAGAAGGCCCUCGUUCGCCUGCUGCAUGGCCUCAAGGAUCGCUUGCGACAUGAGACGGAGCGGACGAAGUGCGUGGAGGCCAGGCUGGCCAACCAUUCAAGCCGGCAGCGCUCAGCGACACCCCUGCAUGUUCCCGCGUCCGUGGCGUCCAAGCGCUUUGAUCAGCUCGGCGCAAACUCCAAAGCUAUGAGCAUGGCCAGGGCGAAGUCCUGCGGCUGGUAUCCAAGCCAAGCGGCUGGCUUCGUUCCGGCGGACCUGGCUUCCAGGCCACCGAGAGUGCCCCCAAAGAGGACGGACAGGCUGCUGGCAUAUCCAUAUGCCAUUGCCGACAUUGCCGGUGCGACCGCUUGA
Symbiodinium necroappetens is the source of this 660-nucleotide messenger RNA. The record is from the annotation of a GenBank genome assembly. Lineage: Eukaryota; Dinophyceae; Suessiales; Symbiodiniaceae.